AUGACGCAAAAGACGGUCGCGCCGCGCCAGACGCUGUCCGUCGUCGACAACCGCACGGGCAAGGCCUACGAGGUGCCCAUCCAGAACAAUGCGGUGCUAGCGACCGACAUCAAGAAGAUUGCCGCGCCGCCGCAGGAGGGCGACCGCGCCGAGGACGAGACCACGCAGGGCCUGCGCGUCUACGACCCGGCGUACAUGAACACGGCCGCGAUCCGGAGCCGCAUCACCUACAUCAACGGGCAGGACGGCAUCCUGCGGUACCGCGGCUACCCCAUCGAGCAGCUCGUCGGCCGCAGCAGCUUCCUCGAGACGGCCUACCUGCUCGUGUACGGGCAGCUGCCCACGGCGCCGCAGCACGCCGCCUGGCAGCAGGAGAUCCUGCACCACACGUACAUCCACACCGACAUUGAGGGCAUGUUCCAGUCGUUCCGCUACGACUCGCACCCCAUGGCCAUGAUGACGGCCGCCUUUGCCACCCUCGGCGCCUUUGCGCCCGAGGCCAACCCCUCGCUGCAGGGGCAGAAGCUGUACACGGCCGCCGCCGCCGGCGACGCCGCCGCGCUGCGCGCCCUCGACAAGCAGAUCCUGCGCAUCAUCGGCAAGGCCCCGACGCUCGCCGCGGCGUCGUACCGCAUGCGCCAGGGGCGCCCGUUCAACCGCCCCGCGCAGGGCCUCUCGUACACGGGCAACUUCCUGUACCUGCUCGACAACCUGUCGGGCCACGAGUACCAGCCGCACCCGGUGCUCGAGCGCGCGCUCGACGCCCUCUUCAUCCUCCACGCCGACCACGAGGUCAACUGCUCCACCGCCACCGUCCUGCAGGUCGGGUCCUCGCUCGUGGACCCGUACAGCGCCGUCGCCGCCGGCUGCGCCGCCCUCUACGGCCCUUCGCACGGCGGCGCCUCCGAGAGCGCCAUCCGCAUGCUCAUGGAGAUUGGCAGCCCCGACAACGUCCCCGCCUUUAUGCGCAGCGUCGAGAAGCGCGAGCGCGUCCUCGUCGGCUUCGGCCACCGCGUCUACAAGAACGUCGACCCCCGCUCCAAGGCCAUCCGCGCCCUCGCCGAGGAGGUCUUUGCCGUCACCGGCCGCAACGAGCUCCUGGACACCGCCAUCGCCCUCGCCGAGUACGCCGGCCAGAGCGAGUUUAUGCGCAGCCGCAACCUGUACCCCAACGUCGACUUUUACUCUGGUCUCAUCUACCAGGCCAUGGGCUUCCCGCUCGACUUCUACCCCGUUCUCUUUGCCGUCCCUCGGUGCGUAGGAUGGCUUGCCCACUGGCGCCAGCAGAUGCUCACGCCUACCGGCGUCAAGAUCUGGCGACCUCGCCAGCUGUACCAAGGCGAAGGCGAGCGCGAGUACGUCGAAAUGGACCGCAGGCUGGGUGACGCGAGGGCUACCGUUUUUGACGCGCCCUUGCAAGUCUCGCACGGUGGCGACAGCAAGCGGAACCAUUUGGCGACGUACCGUGACGAAAACGGAUCGCUCGUCAAGCCGAAGCUGUAG
Messenger RNA from Cordyceps militaris CM01, 1503 nucleotides. RefSeq names its product peroxysomal citrate synthase. The record is from RefSeq and is a predicted model, not a curated record. NCBI's taxonomy places the organism in Eukaryota, Fungi, Ascomycota, Sordariomycetes, Hypocreales, Cordycipitaceae. The coding region runs from base 1 to 1503 and encodes 500 amino acids. Gene Ontology annotation, molecular function: acyltransferase activity, acyl groups converted into alkyl on transfer. The transcript is spliced from 2 exons. Gene Ontology annotation, biological process: tricarboxylic acid cycle.